AUGACCAAAAAGAAUCUUACCACCGAUGAUGUUUCCAAACACAACACUCAAAGCGACUGUUGGAUGACAGUUCGCGGAAUUGUAUAUGAUGUCACUGAAUUCUUGCAGCAACAUCCUGGAGGGCCUCAGGCACUUCUAGCUUAUGCCGGCGCCGACGCUACGGGAGCCUACGACUCUGUGCACACCCCCGAACUUCUAGAGAAGGAUGCCCCAACGAGCAUAAAGAAUCUUGGCCCCGUAGACCCUCAGAGCGUGGCUAUGGCAGUAGACCUUGGCGCUCUCAAAGACACUUCCAGCAAAAAGCCACCCUUAGAGUCACUAAUUAAUACCUAUGACUUUGAGGCCGUCGCAGAAAAGACUAGCAGUGCAAAGGCAUGGGCGUUCUUUUCAUCUGCAGCGACAGAUCUCAUAUCUAUGAGGUUGAACAAGGAGGCAUUUGAUCGCGUACUGCUGAGGCCAAGGGUGAUGAGGAACAAUAAGGAGGUAGAUACGACUACAACCAUAUUGGGGGUUAGGACGAGGUCGCCAUUCUUUGUAGCGCCCACCGCUAUGGCAAAGAUGAUUCAUCAAGACGGUGAGAUGGCGGUAUCGAAGGGUACUGGUGCAGAGGGGAUUAUUCACAUUAUUUCGACCAACUCCUCAGCUCCCAUUGCAGAUAUCAUAUCAGCUGGUCUAGGUCCAGAAAAGCAAACCCACUUCUUACAACUUUAUGUGAACACAGACCGUGCAAAGACCAUAGCCCUCCUCAAGAGUGCAAGAGAAGCGGGUGUAAAAGCUGUUUUCGUGACUGUUGAUGCGCACCUUGCUGGUAAGCGGGAAGCAGAUGAAAGACUAAAAGUUGAUGUCCCAGUUAAGAGUGCUGUUAGUGGCGCUGUCAGCCAUAACGAUAAAAAGGGCGGUGGUAUGGGAAGGCUUAUGGGCCUGUACGUUGACAGAACCCUCAACUGGGAGGAUAUUCCUUGGCUUAAUAGCGUGUGUGGAGGGUUGCCUAUUGUUCUUAAAGGCAUUCAAACGGCAGCGGAUGCUCAGUUAGCGCUCAAGUAUGGAGUUCAGGGAAUAGUUCUCUCGAAUCAUGGUGGGAGGUCUUUAGAUACCUCUCCACCUUCUAUUUUUACUCUUUUAGAGCUUCAUAAGGUCUGUCCGGAGGUCUUUCAUCAUCUUGAAGUUUAUAUCGAUGGUGGUAUUCGUCGCGGUACCGAUAUCUUCAAGGCGCUUUGUCUAGGGGCCAAAGCUGUUGGGGUUGGAAGACCCUACCUCUACGCUCUCAACUACGGAGCUGAGGGUAUAUCACAUUUGACACAAAUCUUGAAUGAUGAAUUGGAGACGACAAUGAGGAUGUGCGGGGUAACAAACUUAUCACAGGUUAAUCCAGGAUUUGUCAACACGGCAAUGAUUGACCAUUUGGUCCCUGAUUCUACUGGGCAUCCUUAUGUCAAGUGGAGGCCUAAAUCCAUGAUUUAG
Morchella sextelata is the source of this 1461-nucleotide messenger RNA. RefSeq lists its product as uncharacterized. The record is from RefSeq and is a predicted model, not a curated record. Gene Ontology annotation, molecular function: oxidoreductase activity. NCBI's taxonomy places the organism in Eukaryota, Fungi, Ascomycota, Pezizomycetes, Pezizales, Morchellaceae. Bases 1 to 1461 code for a protein of 486 amino acids. The transcript is spliced from 5 exons.